Molecule: messenger RNA, 393 nt
Organism: Vicia faba (fava bean)
Lineage: Eukaryota; Viridiplantae; Streptophyta; Magnoliopsida; Fabales; Fabaceae
Source: the annotation of a GenBank genome assembly
AUGGCUCAGACACUAGCACUUCAGUUUCUUACUUUACUCCUUUUCUUCUUCAUGGGCAUCACUGCUAGAGACAUGAAGACAGAGUUACGAGACGUGGAUUCUAAUGAAGAACCAUACAUUACACAGUACAGACACACUAAAUCAGGUUAUGCAGCUUCAUAUAAUACUCGUACUCAUGAUUCCAACCAACAUUACAUAACUUCCUACGUUAAACAUGAAGCCAACCAACCUUACAUCACACAGUACAGACCAACUUCCCUUGAAGCCAAGCAGACUGAUUACAUUACCGCAUAUAGGACCCGUACCGAUGAAUCCAAUGGACCGUACACAACUGCCUACGGUAAACAUGAAGUCGCCCAUCCUUACAUCACACAGGUUUUUCAAUUUGGAUGA